Messenger RNA from Lagenorhynchus albirostris (white-beaked dolphin), 496 nucleotides. Its product is annotated as kallikrein-11-like. Gene Ontology annotation, molecular function: serine-type endopeptidase activity. Gene Ontology annotation, biological process: proteolysis. The record is from RefSeq and is a predicted model, not a curated record. The transcript has 4 exons. The coding region runs from base 1 to 303 and encodes 100 amino acids. Lineage: Eukaryota; Metazoa; Chordata; Mammalia; Artiodactyla; Delphinidae.
AUGGUUACAAGCAGAGAGCGAUGUACCAACAUGACCAUCAUCGAGCACAAGGAGUAUGAGGACGCCUACCCUGGGGACAUCACAGACACCAUGGGAUGUACCAGCGUUCGAGAAGAGGGCAAGGAAUCCUGCCAGGGUGAUUCUGGGGGCCCACUGGUCUAUAAUGGGUCUCUUCAAGGCAUCACCUCCUGGGGCCAGGAUCCAUGUGCUGUCAGCAGAAAGCCCAGGGUUUACACAAAGCUGAGGAAACUGAGGCACAGAGAAACGAAGUCACCCGUUCACGAUCACAGAGCCAGCAAGUAGAAGAGCAAGGAAUCUGAAGCAAGGUGAUUUCUUAACGGACAAGCAAUACUACCUUGAUUAAGGCUCUAUUCCCUGGGACUUCCCUGGUGGCGCAGUGGUUAAGAAUCUGUCUGCCAAUGCAGGGGGUAUGGAUUCAAGCCUGGGUUCGAGCCCUGGUGUAAUGAGGACCCAACGCAGCCAAAAAUAAAUAAUU